AUGAAAGCCAUCAUCGCCUUGUGUCUCAUUGCUGGAGCUUCGGCCCAAUAUGCCUACAACAACCAGUACGAAAUUGGUGUUCCGGAAAACUAUUAUGCCAACCAGGGCCAGUACAAUCAGGGCCAGUACAACCAAGGCCAGUACAACCAGGGCCAGUACAACCAGGGCCAGUACAACCAGGGCCAAUACAACCCGGGCAUGACGGGACCGGCCAAGGCGAUCCCCGAUUCACGCUGCCCCCGUACCGAUGAUCCGAUGCGCCCGGUCCAUCUGCCUUAUGCCGGCCACUGCAACAAGUUCCUGAAGUGUACUGGUGGUUUGGGCUUCGUCAUGGAUUGCCCGGCCGGACUGGACUUCAGCACUCGCAUGAACCGCUGCGAUUAUCCCGCCGUCGCGCAGUGCCCCUUCAUCGCACUCGCUGUCCUCGUUGCUGCCGUCGCCGCAGCCCCACAGUACCCGGAAAUGUCGUACAACGCGUACAACAUGCCGCAGGAGCCCCGCUACGAGGCGUACAAUGCUCAGCCACAGUACGAGGCCCAGCAGUACCAGUACCAGCCGCAGUACCAGCAGCAGUCCCAGAGCGAACAGCUGUCUGCCGAUGGGUACAAAAUCGUCCCCGGCAUCGUUGAUGCUCGCUGUCCCCGUGCCGACGACCCGAUGAAGCCAGUCCAUCUGCCAGUGAACGGCAACUGUGGCAAGUUCAUGAAGUGCUUCGGUGGCCGUGCCUACGAGAUGGACUGCCCGGCCGGUCUGGAGUUCGGUGCCAAGGUGAACCGUUGUGACUAUCCCGCCCUUGCUCAGUGCUCCCGCUUCUAA
Molecule: messenger RNA, 816 nt
Organism: Anopheles maculipalpis
Lineage: Eukaryota; Metazoa; Arthropoda; Insecta; Diptera; Culicidae
Product: peritrophin-1-like
Exons: 3
Coding region: 1-816 (271 amino acids)
Cellular component (GO): extracellular region
Molecular function (GO): chitin binding
Source: RefSeq, a predicted model, not a curated record